AGCGGCGCGGGGCGCUGGCGGCGGGAGCAGAGCGCUCGCCAGGGCUACGCCGUGCACACCUCGCCCGGGGGCGGACGCGGGCCCCGGCCGGCAGCAGGCAUGUCGGCGAAGGAGAGGCCGAAGGGGAAAGUGAUCAAGGACAGCGUCACCCUUCUGCCCUGCUUCUACUUCGUGGAGUUGCCUAUUUUGGCAUCAUCGGUGGUCAGUCUGUACUUCCUUGAACUCACGGAUGUCUUCAAACCUGUGCAUUCUGGAUUUAGCUGCUAUGACCGGAGUCUUAGCAUGCCGUAUAUUGAACCCACCCAGGAAGCAAUUCCCUUUCUCAUGUUGCUUAGCUUGGCUUUUGCUGGACCUGCAAUUACGAUUAUGGUAGGGGAAGGAAUUCUCUACUGUUGCCUAUCCAAAAGAAGAAACGGGGUUGGACUGGAGCCCAACAUUAAUGCUGGAGGCUGCAACUUCAACUCUUUUCUUAGAAGAGCUGUCAGAUUCGUUGGAGUACAUGUUUUCGGGCUAUGUUCUACAGCUCUCAUUACAGAUAUCAUCCAGCUGUCCACAGGCUAUCAGGCCCCAUACUUUCUUACAGUGUGUAAACCAAACUAUACUUCUCUGAAUGUAUCUUGCAAAGAAAAUUCCUACAUUGUGGAAGAUAUUUGCUCAGGAUCUGAUCUCACUGUUAUUAAUAGUGGCAGAAAAUCAUUCCCUUCUCAACAUGCAACUCUCGCUGCCUUUGCGGCUGUAUAUGUGUCGAUGUACUUCAAUUCCACAUUAACGGAUUCUUCUAAGCUUCUGAAGCCUCUCUUGGUCUUCACAUUUAUCAUCUGUGGAAUUAUCUGUGGGCUAACACGAAUAACUCAGUAUAAGAACCACCCAGUGGAUGUCUAUUGUGGCUUUUUAAUAGGAGGAGGAAUUGCUCUGUACUUGGGUCUGUAUGCCGUGGGGAACUUUCUUCCUAGCGAAGAGAGUAUGUUUCAGCACAGAGAAGCCCUUCGAUCUCUGACCGACCCCAAUCAAGACCCCAACCGAGUUUUAGCUGCCAAAAGUGGUAGUGGCAGUGAUGGAAUUGCUCACACCGAAGGCAUCCUCAAUCGCAACCCCAGAGAUGCUAGCUCCUUGACCAACCUCAAAAGAGCCAAUGCUGACGUUGAAAUCAUCACCCCACGGAGCCCCAUGGGGAAGGAGAACAUGGUCACCUUUAGCAAUACCCUCCCGAGAGCCAACACCCCAUCUGUAGAAGACCCAGUCCGGAGAAACGCCUCCAUCCAUGCCUCGAUGGAUUCGGCAAGGUCCAAGCAGCUCCUCACCCAGUGGAAGAAUAAGAAUGAAAGCCGGAAGCUGUCCCUGCAAGUCAUAGAGACGGAGCAGGGACAGUCCCCACCCAGGUCCAUCGAGAUGAGGUCAAGCUCAGAGCCGUCGAGAGUGGGAGUCAACGGAGACCACCACGGUCCUGGCAAUCAGUACCUCAAGAUCCAGCCCGGCAGUGUCCCCGGGUGCAACAACAGCAUGCCCGGUGGCCCCCGAGUGUCCAUUCAGUCCCGCCCAGGAUCCUCGCAGUUGGUGCACAUCCCCGAGGAGACCCAGGAAAACAUCAGCACCUCCCCCAAAAGCAGCUCUGCUCGCGCCAAGUGGUUGAAAGCCGCGGAGAAGACUGUAGCGUGUAACCGAGGCAACAGCCAGCCCCGGAUCAUGCAGGUGAUCGCAAUGUCCAAGCAGCAGGGUGUCCUGCAGAGCAGCCCCAAGAACACGGAGGGCAGCUCCGUCUCCUGCACCGGCUCCAUCCGCUACAAAACCCUGACGGACCACGAGCCCAGCGGGAUCGUGAGGGUCGAGGCGCACCCAGAGAACAACAGGCCCAUCAUCCAGAUCCCGUCCACCGAGGGCGAGGGCAGCGGCUCGUGGAAGUGGAAAGCGCCCGAGAAGAGCAGCCUGCGCCAGACGUACGAGCUCAACGAUCUCAACCGGGACUCCGAGAGCUGCGAGUCCCUGAAGGACAGUUUCGGGUCCGGAGACCGCAAGCGCAGCAACAUUGACAGCAACGAGCAUCACCACCACGGCAUCACCACCAUCCGUGUCACGCCGGUCGAGGGCAGCGAGAUGGGCUCCGAGACGCUGUCCGUGUCUUCCUCCCGCGACUCCACCCUGCGCAGGAAGGGCAACAUCAUCUUAAUCCCCGAACGAGGCAACAGCCCGGAAAACACUCGAAACAUCUUCUACAAAGGAACCUCCCCCACGCGGGCUUACAAGGAUUGA
Messenger RNA from Sorex fumeus (smoky shrew), 2247 nucleotides. It is a transcript of the gene PLPPR4, whose product is annotated as phospholipid phosphatase related 4. The transcript has 7 exons. Gene Ontology annotation, molecular function: phosphatidate phosphatase activity. The record is from RefSeq and is a predicted model, not a curated record. NCBI's taxonomy places the organism in Eukaryota, Metazoa, Chordata, Mammalia, Eulipotyphla, Soricidae. Bases 100 to 2247 code for a protein of 715 amino acids. Gene Ontology annotation, biological process: phospholipid metabolic process; axonogenesis; phospholipid dephosphorylation.